UCUCUGCGAAUUGAAGGUUUGGAAGUGAUUCUCGAAGAACCCGAGUUGGAAAACUGUUCGACUGCGUCCACGACGGAAGAUAGUUGUUGUUGCGACUGUGAAGACGACAAUUGUUCGUGUUGUGCGGAAUCCACUUCGUCUUCGGCCGACAAACGCGAAGAGUACGUGUUGGGGAAUCCGUCCGGUCCCGAUGGGAAAACUGAACGGCCGACCUUAGAUUCUUUAUGUGAGGAAAUUGUGAAAGAAGAGGCAGUGGAACCAAACAAAGAGAGGUUGUUGGAAAUCUACCAUGAGACUGUGAGACAAAGGAACCCAAAAUCUGUGUUUGCAUCUAUCCUUGCAUUCAACAAUGCUGCUGCUAUGAACAAUAAUAACAAUAACCAAACCAGCAGCAGCAAUAACAAAGCCAAGAUGGAAAAGAAGGUUGUGGUGGAAAUUGUGGAGGAAUCAUCUUCCAAAGAAAAUGCGGAAAAGUUCAGACUGCCAUCAGUGAAGGACCUGAGAUGCAGAUUUGAACAAAGCCCAGGAAACAAACCUUCAUUUACAAAGAAGUCUGCACCAAAACCAGUUCUUGAGCCAAUGCAGCAUCAAAACACCACCUUUUUGUCCAAGCUGCAGCAACCCAAUCUGAAACCUGUUCCUCAACAACCUCCAAAACCUGUUUCCAUUUCACCUGUAGCCAGGAAAAUUGAGGCUGCCAAGUCAAGAAUAGUUGGGGACAGUCACAAAGAAAAUCCUGCUACCAACUCUGCUGCAGUUACUGCUGGUCACAAAGAAAAUGAAAUCAAGAGCAAGUCCCCUGGAACAGAACUGCUGACAUGGAAAGCCUUGUCCAAGCAUCCAGAAACUGAGAAAAAUAGACACCAGGCUCCAACCAGAAGCAGCAAUGGGUCUUUGGAUAAUACUGAUCACAAGUCUGACUCUGAAGACAGUGGCAUCAACAGCAAUCAAUCCACUCCUGUCUGGGACCCUGUGCGUUUGGCCAAAGAUUUGUACACUAUUGACCAGCCAGAUCCUCCAGGGACUGGAAGAACCUUGUCAAGACUGCGCCCAGUAUUUGAGCGCUGUGACAACUUGCCAGACAAGAACAAAGCAGAUAACAAGGGAUAUUUGAACAUGGAAGGAUACCUUGAGAAACUUCCUUCUGGCAGAAGGAAAGUGACCUUCUGGAAUGCCUGGAAAAGGCGAUACUUUAGACUGGAGAAUGGCUAUUUGAGAUAUUAUCAGAGUCAGAAUUCAGAGAAACCCAGUCAAACCAUGCAGUUGAUGGGAGGCAGUGUUGACACAAUAGAAAACAUGAUGUCUGGGAGUGCUGAUGAGACUGUCCUCCAACAGAAGCAAAUGUUCCCCAAUGUUCUUGGAAUUGAUGAUGGAAAGGGACACUACCUAGUGGUCAAGUGUGCCACCAAAAAUGAUUUGCUGACUUGGCAAAAAGCCCUGAUGACUCAUGUGCAAGAGAACUUUGCAGCCACUUAUGUCCAACCAAGCCCUCUGCCUGUUGAGCCUUCAAUGUUCAAGAAGGUUGUGGUCCUGGACAUUGGAAGCAGGUCCUUGAGAGCAGGAAUUCUUUCCAAGACCCCAACAUUCCCCCAAGUCUUCCUGCCAAGUUCUGCUUUGGUGGACAGAAAGAACUCAUCCAAGAGAGUCUUUGGUUUUGAGGCCUUCUGCUCUGAUGACAGAGCUCAUUCCCAGUUGGUCCAUCCCUUGAGAGUCACCCACAAACCAUCUCAAAGGCAUCAAUGGGACUGGCCAACCAUUGAAGGCAUGCUGGAGCACACUAUAAGGAAGACCAAAGUGGACCACAACCUGAGUGACUAUGAAGUGAUUGUGACCAUCCCUUGGCACUUGUCCAGCAGAGAGUUCCAGACCAAACUGUUGGAUGUCUUGUUCAAGUCCUUGGGUUUCAAGACUGCAUAUGUUGUGCCUCAGUCUUUGGCUGCCUUUCAUGUGUACAAUGCCAAUUCUGGGAUUGUGGUGGACAUUGGAGAGAGGCUUGAUGUUCUGCCCAUCACUCAUGGUUUUGUUGUGGAAUUGGGAGCCAGCAAGGUGUUGUGUGGAGGGGAAACCCUGGCCUCACACUUGAGCAUGUGCUUGCCUGGGGGCAGUCAAGUGUUUGCAGCACAAGGAGACAAACUGGCAGUUAGAUAUGCCAUGGAAAGACUCUGUUAUUGCGCCAUGGACUACAGCUCUGAGAUGGACUGCUUUGAGUCAGAUGCCAGGCAAUUCCACAGGGCUGUUCCUUUGCCUGUCAAAGGGGAGGAGAGCAUUUCUGAAUGCGAAUCUCCUUUGGAAGUUGAGCUGGACUGUGGAAGGUUCCAUGGACCAGAACCGGAAAAGUUUGGUCUCAACACCCCACAACUGAGUGGUCCCUAUGUAUUCAACCACAUGUUCCGAUAG
Molecule: messenger RNA, 2397 nt
Organism: Notodromas monacha
Lineage: Eukaryota; Metazoa; Arthropoda; Ostracoda; Podocopida; Cyprididae
Source: the annotation of a GenBank genome assembly